Molecule: messenger RNA, 486 nt
Organism: Amorphotheca resinae ATCC 22711
Lineage: Eukaryota; Fungi; Ascomycota; Leotiomycetes; Helotiales; Amorphothecaceae
Exons: 2
Coding region: 1-486 (161 amino acids)
Source: RefSeq, a predicted model, not a curated record
AUGGUCGUAGCUGCAGGAAGUGUCAUUGCUGACGAGUAUAGGUACUCAACAGAUGAGAAUGCAAAGAUGGACCUCCCAGCCGCAGAUCUCCUCUUCAAUGUCAGCCAUUUUGUCGAAAUACAAGUAAGAAUCAAGAGAUCAGAACUUUCUGACCACAAGGAGAUCAUCCAGGCGGCUCAAGUUUGUGAAGCGCAAUUAGAACAAAGGCAGCUACAACUACCAAACACAUGGAAGCCCGAGACCGUCACAGUAACGGGGAAGGAGCCCAUGCUAUUCAAUGGCCGAUAUCCACUAUCCUGGAAUGGCAUCAGACAUGAGACAUCUGCACCAGUGCGGCCAGCCAGCUCCUCGGGCUUAACAUCGAGCAGGCCAAGCAAGGCCCAAUCGGCGCCUCCUAUGGGUGGAAUAUUCCUGCUUCUUUUUCCCCUGGUGGUGGCGGAUGGUGUGAGCGGGGUGCAGGACCGUCAGGACGAUCUGCAUCUCUGA